UACCAAACAUAAAAUGAAGACCUCGUUAUGGUGAUGCCGAAGCCCCGAUUUUAAUAAUGCUUGUGAUAGAGUAGUAUUUUUUUAGUGAAGAGAUAGAGUAGUGUUUUUUUAGUAAAGAGAUAGAGUAGUGUUGUAAGGUGGCGAGGUGAACUGAGUGUUUGGAUAAUAAUAAUAAUAAUAAUGUUGAUAACUGUAAGGGAAGCGUCUCCUUCUCUCCGCUGCUUGUGGCUUAAUCCUCUUAUACGAAAACCCUCUAAAUCAUUUUCCAUUUGCCGACCCACUUUCUCUGUCCGAACAAUCUCUACAACUUCCAACAUCUUUACCAGCUGUGACCUAGCAAAUUUUGAUCCAUUGGGUAUUAACACAGAUACAUCUUCUACUUGGAAAAAUCUGGUAAGUUUGUUUCCACAAACAUUUGAGAGCUCUUCAAGUACAGAAAAGGAAAAAUCUAACUCAUCUCGAGGAGUAGCAGCUGCAAUUGAGGAUAGUUCGAUUGAUUUUGGGGACUUCUUCAAAGGUCCACUUCCAGGAAAGUUUCUAAAGCUUUUAGGGUUUCUUGCCUUGUCAAGGCUUGGUGUGUACAUACCUCUAGGCGGUGUUAACAGGGAGGCUUUUCUUGGAAAUUUGGAUCAGAACAGUUUAUUAAGCACUCUCGACUCCUUUUCUGGGGGAGGUAUUGGCAGACUUGGGCUAUGCUCUCUUGGUAUCGUUCCCUUCAUCAAUGCACAAAUUGUUUUUCAGCUUCUUGCUCAAGUAUACCCCAAGUUGCAAGAUCUUCAAAAAAGAGAAGGUGAGGCUGGAAGAAAGAAAAUUCUUCAGUACACAAGAUAUGCUUCAGUUGGAUUUGCCAUUGUACAGGCGAUUGGCCAAGUUCUAUUCCUACGUCCGUAUGUAAAUGACUUUACUACAGAGUGGGCUCUUACUUCUGUUAUCUUAUUGACACUUGGCUCCGUGUUUACAACAUACAUUGGGGAACAGAUUACUGACCUGAAACUUGGGAAUGGUACCUCUCUUUUAAUAUUCACAAACAUUAUCUCCUACUUGCCAGCUUCUUUUGGUCGGACAUUUGCACAAGCAUUUAAUGAUGCUAACUAUGUUGGACUUGCUACCAUCAUUGUGUCCUUCUUUCUGUUGGUAGUUGGAAUUGUCUAUGUUCAGGAAGCAGAGAGAAAAAUUCCUAUUAACUAUGCUUCUAGAUUCACCAGCAGAAGCAGUGGACUUGAAAAAUCUGCUUACUUACCAUUUAAGGUAAACAGUUCUGGAGUAAUGCCUAUCAUUUUUUCUACAUCAUCAUUAGCUCUUCCUGGUACUUUAGCACGCUUCACAGGUGUAAGUGCACUAAAAACUGCUGCAGUGGCUUUAAAUCCAGGAGGCUCCUUCUAUCUUCCAUUCAACAUAUUUUUGAUAGCCUUCUUCAACUACUAUUACACUUUCUUACAACUGGAUCCGGAUGAUGUGAGCGAACAAUUGAAACGUCAAGGUGCUUCAAUUCCACUUGUCAGACCUGGCAGAAGUACAGCUACAUUUAUUAAAACAGUUCUUAGUCGAAUAUCAGUUCUGGGUUCGACAUUUUUGGCUAUCUUGGCUGCUGGACCUGCACUUGUUGAGCAGACCACACACUUGACAGCAUUUCGGGGAUUUGCCGGAACGUCUAUUCUUAUUCUUGUUGGUUGUGCAACAGACACAGCAAGAAAAGUUCGAGCUGAGAUUAUAUCUCAAAAGUACAAAAACAUUGAGUUAUAUGACUUUGACAAGUAUUGAUCAUUAAAGGAUUGGUUUUUGCAAAACUAAAGAUGCUUCUUUUGUCCGUCCUACAAAAUACUAGUUCAUUUAUAUCGGCUUGUAUAUCAUUUUCCAGAGUAGAUAUUUAUUUUUAUUCUAUCUGUAUUAUUAACAUUAUUUGGAAAAUCCAUCCAGAUGUUUGCAUAGAACCAGGUUAAUCAAUCGAUGGAAGUUAUGGAUAUAAUAGAAGCAAGUCGUGACUCGGUUACAGAGAAGAUGUUUUAUACCUAUUUCGUUGUUCUUCAUUCUUGUCAAAACUGUAUUUGUAGCAAUUUGUUAACAUUGUUUACGACAAGAAUAAGGGAAAUUAUGUUCUAUUCCAA
Messenger RNA from Cicer arietinum (chickpea), 2105 nucleotides. RefSeq names its product preprotein translocase subunit SECY, chloroplastic. Gene Ontology annotation, cellular component: membrane. NCBI's taxonomy places the organism in Eukaryota, Viridiplantae, Streptophyta, Magnoliopsida, Fabales, Fabaceae. The record is from RefSeq and is a predicted model, not a curated record. Gene Ontology annotation, biological process: protein transport.